AGCAUGACGUCGUGCAGUGACGUGGUUUCCGCCGUCCUCCUCUAGGUUGUGUUUACAGUCAGAUUUGGCGGGAGAGGAUUAGAUUAUCUGCUUUCGGUUCACAGCAGCGCGUUCGGUUGAGAGUUUUUGUGCGUCGAUGGCGGCGACCGCGUCUGCAGCUCCCGCGGAAUCGGAGUUGGACCGCAGCGGGGCUGAAGAAGAGCCCCGGGGCACCGAGCCGGAGGAAGACGCGGGGAGCGGGCAAACCGGGCCCACCGCGGGCGCACAGCAACACCGGCUCGCCAGGCUUCCGCUGUCCCGCAUUAAAACCCUGAUGAAAGCAGAUCCGGAUGUGACUCUGGCGAGUCAAGAGUCCGUGUUCAUCAUAGCUAAAGCUACGGAGCUUUUUGUUGAAAUGAUUGCGAAGGACGCUCUCGUUUAUGCACAACAGGGAAAGAGAAAAACCCUUCAACGCAAGGACUUGGACAAUGCUAUUGAAGCAAUAGACGAAUUUGCAUUUUUGGAAGGUAAGAGAUUUAAUGUUAUUUCCUGCUGGCAAAGCUCUAAAGGAGCGGGAGAAAGUUUUAUGGUUCAUUCUGAUUUCCUAUAUUUCGUUACUCCCUUCAAAGCCUCGUUUUCCAGGAAUGUCGAACUUAAAAACAAAAGAAAUUCUGCCACGGUGUCUGGCUAUGUGUGACCUAGCAGAACUUCAAUUCUAGGAAUUCAGAAACUUAAGACAGCUGGUUAAAACAUGAAUGUUUCAUAAAAGGCGGUCGGCUUUGGUGUUGAGAGUUUUAUUUGUUUGCUUUGGUUGUGAAUGACCAUUAGUAACUCAGACUGAAUCUACUGUAUCUGUCCUAAAUCCUAAAAACGUUUUUUUCAUUAGUUUUUGACUCUUCUAAA
Molecule: messenger RNA, 882 nt
Organism: Danio rerio (zebrafish)
Lineage: Eukaryota; Metazoa; Chordata; Actinopteri; Cypriniformes; Danionidae
Source: RefSeq, a predicted model, not a curated record